Zootoca vivipara (common lizard) is the source of this 5045-nucleotide messenger RNA. RefSeq names its product aminoadipate-semialdehyde synthase (gene AASS). Gene Ontology annotation, cellular component: cytoplasm. Gene Ontology annotation, molecular function: saccharopine dehydrogenase activity. The record is from RefSeq and is a predicted model, not a curated record. NCBI's taxonomy places the organism in Eukaryota, Metazoa, Chordata, Lepidosauria, Squamata, Lacertidae.
CCCUCGCAAUGUUGCAAAUCGCGCGCCUUUGAAGGGCAGCUGGCCGCUUGUUGCGCAAGGCCAGGCAGGCGGAGCUCGCCGGGGACAGACAGCGGGGCGUCCACCUUUCCCACGCGUGGACGCGAAAGGCUUUUAAUCAUGCUUCGAGCAUUCAAACGCACAGGUGGUAGUUUUGAGCGACACCUGUCAAGGUGGCAGCAUUAUCAUAAAUCUGUCCUGGCAAUCAGAAGAGAGGACGUCAAUGCCUGGGAAAGAAGAGCCCCGUUAGCCCCACGGCACGUCAAACUUUUAACCAACCUGGGCUACAAAGUUCUGGUGCAACCGUCCAAUCGAAGGUCCAUCCACGAAAAAGACUAUGUUAAAGCUGGCGGUAUUAUACAGGAAGACAUUUCGGAGGCCUGCCUGAUUGUGGGCGUGAAGAGACCACCGGAGGAUAAACUAAUUCCCAACAAGAACUAUGCAUUCUUCUCUCAUACUAUUAAAGCUCAGGAGGCAAAUAUGCCCUUGUUGGAUGAGAUCCUGAGCAAGAACAUUCGACUGAUAGAUUACGAGAAGAUGGUGGAUCAUAGAGGAGUGCGAGUUGUAGCCUUCGGAAAGUGGGCUGGCGUUGCAGGUAUGAUCAACAUUUUACAUGGAAUGGGAUUGCGAUUUCUUGCCCUGGGGCAUCAUACUCCUUUUAUGCACAUUGGUAUGGCCCACAACUACAGAAACAGUAGCCAGGCUGUCCAAGCAGUCCGCGAUGCUGGUUACGAAAUUUCCCUAGGCUUGAUGCCAAAGUCUAUUGGACCCAUAACAUUUGUGUUUACAGGCACAGGCAACGUGUCUAAGGGUGCCCAAGAAAUGUUCAAUGCCCUCCCUUGUGAGUUUGUGGAGCCCCACGAGCUGAAGGAGGUCUCUCGAACUGGAGACCUCAGAAAAGUCUAUGGGACGGUGUUGAGUCGACACCACCACCUCGUAAGGAAGAGCGAUGGCGUGUAUGACCCCGUGGACUACGACAAGCACCCAGAACACUACACCUCUCGUUUCAACACGGAUAUUGCACCUUACGCUACUUGCGUGAUCAAUGGGAUCUACUGGGAGCAGCAUACUCCGCGACUGCUAAGCAGGCAGGAUGCCCAGCGACUUCUGGCUCCUCUGCGACCUGCUGCUGCUGCUACUGAGGGUUGUCCGCAAUUGCCACACAAACUUGUUACAAUAUGCGACAUCUCUGCAGACACUGGAGGGUCUAUAGAAUUUAUGACGGAAUGUACGACAAUAGACAGCCCCUUCUGCAUGUAUGAUGCCGAUCAGCAUAUUAUCCACGACAGUGUGGAGGGAUCAGGGAUUUUGAUGUGUUCCAUUGACAACCUGCCAGCUCAGCUUCCUAUAGAAUCAACAGAAUGCUUUGGAGACAUGCUUUUCCCUUACAUUGAAGAGAUGCUGUUAUCUGAAGCCUCGGAGCCCCUCGAAAGCCAGAAUUACUCACCUGUAGUUAGAGACGCAGUGAUUGCAUCCAAUGGUUCAUUGACUGAUAAGUAUAAAUAUAUCCAGAAACUGAGGGAGCGCAGGGAGUACACCCAGUCACUGACCAUGGAUAAAAAGAGGAAGAUCUUGAUACUUGGAUCUGGCUACGUCUCGGGGCCUGUGAUAGAAUACCUCACGAGAGACCCCAACAUUGAAAUAACAGCAGCCUCUGUCAUGAAGAAGCAACUUGAGCAGCUGGCUAAGAAGUACAGCAAUGUUGUUCCUGUCGUCGUGGAUGUCACUGAAGACGAGAAGAGGUUAGAGGCCAUGGUGAAGAAGCACAACCUUGUUAUCAGCUUGCUGCCUUACGCAUUCCAUCCUGUGGUUGCUAAGAAGUGCAUUGACAACAAGGUGAAUAUGGUUACUGCCAGUUACCUGACACCUGCUAUGAAAGAGCUGCAGGAAAGUGUCGAGGCGGCUGGCAUUACCGUUAUCAGCGAAAUGGGUCUGGAUCCUGGGCUUGAUCAUAUGCUGGCGAUGGAGUGUAUUGAUAAAGCGAAAGAAGUGGGGGCUACGGUGGUGUCUUACACGUCCUUCUGUGGUGGCCUGCCCGCUCCGGAACAUUCUGGCAACCCCUUGAGAUAUAAAUUCAGCUGGAGUCCACAGGGAGUCCUGCUCAACACAGUUCAACCUGCCACGUAUUUAAAAAAUGGAGAGAUUAUUAAUAUUCCAGCCGGAGGAGCUUUGCUUGAUUCUGUUACUGUCAUGGAUUUUUUCCCAGGAUUAAAUUUGGAAGGUUUUCCAAACAGGGACAGUACAAAAUAUGCCGAACCCUAUGGCAUUCAGUCAGCUCACACUCUCUUAAGAGGAACAUUAAGAUACAGGGGUUUUUCUAAAGCCAUUGGAGGCUUUGUGAAAUUAGGACUGAUAAAUUCAGAGCCGUGUCCUAUGCUCAGCGCAACAGCAGCUUCUAUCACCUGGAAAGAACUUAUGUGCAGGCUACUUGGACUUAAGCCGUCUGCCAAAUACGAUAUUCUCCGAAAUGCCAUCUACAAUAAACUGAAUGAGGAUGCAAGGCAGCUGGAUGCGGUCGAAUGGCUGGGGUUACUUGGAGAUGAGCCCGUUCCAAUAGCAGAAACAAUAGUUGGUGCACUAGCGAAACACAUGGAGGCCAAGCUAUCCUAUGGUCCCGGAGAGCGCGAUAUGAUAGUCAUGAGGAAUGAAAUAGGACUCAAACACCCGUCCGGUCAUUUGGAAGACAAAUAUGUCAAUCUUGUGGUGUAUGGAGACGAUAAAGGAUAUUCUGCAAUGGCUAAAACCGUAGGGUACCCGACUGCUAUCGCAGCAAAGAUGGUUCUAGAUGGAGAAAUUGACACCAAAGGCAUGGUCAUCCCAUUAACCAAGAAUAUUUAUGGACCAAUACUUGAACGUGUUCGAGCUGAAGGAAUUACCUACAGUACCCAGAGCGUUAUCAAACAAUAAAGGAGACUCUUUUUCUAUCCUCCUUUUUUCCCAGCCUAUAGUUUUGCACGCACAUUUUGAAGCCUAAAAAUAGUUGUCCAUAGGCACAAUUCCCCCAGGAGUCUUCCCUAUCUAGAGCCCAUUGAACUGAAUAGCAGUACAAUUCUCUUGUGUGCAGUGCCAGUCUGUUUUAGUGAAACUUCGACAAGAGAAAUUACGGGUGAGUUGUGCUGUGUACCUUUUUUUACCGACUGGGAUUCAAUGCACUCUGGACCUGGAAGCAAAUCCCAUGUAAUUCAGUUUGGCUUACUUCUGAGCAGGCUGCCCUGCAAGGGUGAUUUGUAAAGCUUUUCAGGUGGAGAACAGGUGUCCAGUCAUAGCAGAGGAGCGCAGGGCUCCUCAAACGAUGCCAAAACGUUUUACUCGUAUCCUAAAUGCUGCAACAUUGCUGAAUGUAGUGAGUUCAAGGCUUCAUUUUUAAACGGAACAUUGACCCCGGAAUAUGUGACAAGAAGAAAAUUGUAAUAUUUGUUGCUUUCCCCAUUCUAUUCAUCAUAUGUGUGGUCGGCCUAAGGUCCUGAGACAUACUAUGAAGAGCUUCUGUUUAAAGUCCAGGAGGUGUUGUUUCCCACAGAAUAGCAUAGCAGUCAUUUUAUUGUGUCCUUGGCCUUCUCAGAAUGUAUAUGGGGCAGCCCUCCCUCAAAUAUGCACCUCAAGAGUUCCUACUUGCCUGAUGGCCAUGGAACCAGAUGUGUGUUGGAAGCACAUGCACCUGUGCCCUAUAUCAUGAAGUUUGCAGAGGCCAUGGCAUCUCCACGUAAAAGGGUCUUUGGCAGAAAGAACAAGAAUGGCCUGUGCCUAGGACUGAAUACCUUUUUCCAGGCAGAAGAUAAAGGGUCACAUAGACCAAAGGUCUGAAAAUCCUUUCAUGGCAGACAUAGCCAUGGGAGUUGCGCUCUCUCUCUCUCUCUCUCUCUCUCUCAUAUCCUCAUCAGGCAUUCCAGUUAGGUUAAAGUAAAGGGGGCAGGAGGAGAAUCACUUCUGCGGCCUCUUAACUUUGCAGGUUUCUAAAAUUUGAGGCGCCUUCACAAAUUUGCUUCAGACCUUCACCUUCCACAAACUAGAAGGUGACAAGUAAAAGGACAGCGAGGGUGGAGCUAGCCUAUGUGGCCUAUGUGUUUACUUUAACCUGAUUGUGACACCUGAAGAGGGCUUAUAUCAUAAUCAAAACAGGAAACACGUUUUAUUUUGCACUACAGUGCUUAGAAAAUCAUGUCAACAGUAUUUUUGUAUGUAUUGGGGAAAAAACAUGAUUGUUUAAAACAUUUCAGUAACGUAUUUGACGUGAGAGCUUGGAAAAUAGCACUCUCUGUACCUUACGUCAAACAGUUUCACAUGUGCCAAAUUUUAUAUUGUUUGAAACCAUGCUUCAGUCUCCUGGUUAAUACCCAAAGGUGUUCAAAGAUAUGGAAAGAGUGUAUGCUUGCUACAGGCUUUUAGUUUCUCUAUAUUAUAUAUUCUGUUAAGCUGUUACGUUGUGCCUCCAACAACUUUACUUGCCUCAUGCUUGUGAGGAACAACAAUAUUUUAGAUGCAGUUUUUGUACUGUAUGCACUUUCCUUUUGAGAGAAAUGUCCAAGUGUUCUUGUUCUGCAGUUGCCUUCCCAAUCAACCUCACCCAAAACAAUAAUAGGACAAUUCGGCAUACUGGGCUUGUUAAAUAUGACCAUUUCCUCUGCCUUAUAUCACACAUAUCUGGUAGUUUUAAAUGGAGACAUUCCAAAUACAGUGAGGCAUCCCAUGUCUUUGCCUCAAGAAAUAAAUAAAAGGUCAUUUUCUUCCUGGAAAAAAAUAAGGUCAACUGCUUUGGUAUGUUUUCAUGGUAAGCAUCGGGGAUGCAUGGAGUGCAACGCAUGACCUGGUUAUCAUAUGGAAUUUGGCUUCUGAAACUCCGUGGUUGUCUUUGCAUGUAAUGCUAAGCUUAUGGGUUAUGGGUUAGCACUACAAGUAUGAGCCACAGCAAGUCUUGGGUUUGCAUGCUCCAUUCUCUUUCCUGCAAUGCAGUCCUGAAGGAGAGUUUGGAAACUUUACUUUCUGAUGCAGACUUAGACUAUAUCUGCAGCUUUCCAUGUUGCCCAGAC